CAAGUGUUUCCCAAUAGCCUGAGCUAUGAAUAUGCGAAUGUCAGUGAUGCGGGUCACAGGUGGCCAGCUGAGGAGGGGUGAGGACUGUGGGUUCCCUCGUACUCUCACUCGUCUCAGCACUCCAUCUUGGCGAGAGAGGCCUGGGAUCCUGUGAACCCACGAUGGGUAACAAGGAUUCCCCAAAGGCAAGUUAUGGCUCCAUCUCCAGCUUGCCAAGCCCAGGGCCAGCACAGUUACCUCCUGGAGGGACCCCCCUGAGUGAAAAGAUCCCCAUCCCUGAUGUGGAACUGGGCACAUUCAGCCUGCGGAAGCUGUGGGUCUUCACCGGGCCUGGCUUCCUCAUGAGCAUCGCUUUCCUGGACCCAGGCAACAUUGAGUCAGACCUCCAGGCUGGCGCCGUGGCCGGAUUCAAACUGCUCUGGGUCCUGCUCUGGGCCACCGUGUUGGGCUUGCUGUGCCAGCGACUGGCCGCCCGGCUAGGUGUGGUAACAGGAAAGGACCUGGGUGAGAUCUGCCACCUAUACUACCCUAAGGUGCCCCGGAUCCUGCUCUGGCUGACUAUCGAGCUAGCCAUCGUGGGCUCCGACAUGCAGGAGGUCAUUGGCACGGCCAUCGCGCUCAGUCUGCUCUCAGCCGGACGAAUUCCACUCUGGGGUGGCGUCCUCAUCACCAUCGUGGACACCUUCUUUUUCCUCUUCCUGGAUAACUAUGGACUGCGGAAGCUGGAAGCUUUUUUCGGACUCCUCAUUACCAUCAUGGCCUUGACCUUUGGGUAUGAGUAUGUGGUGGCGCAGCCAGAGCAGGGGGCACUUCUUCGCGGCCUGUUCCUGCCUUCAUGCUCUGGGUGCAGCCAGCCCGAGCUGCUGCAGGCUGUGGCCAUCAUGGGCGCCAUCAUCAUGCCCCACAACAUCUAUCUGCACUCGGCCCUUGUCAAGUCCCGGGAGAUAGACCGGACCAGCCUUGUGACCAUCCGGGAAGCCAACAUGUACUUCCUGACAGAGGCCACCUUCGCUCUCAGUGUCUCCUUCAUCAUCAACCUCUUUGUCAUGGCUGUCUUUGGGCAGGCCUUCUACCAGCAGAGCAACCAGGCUGCGCACAACUUGUGUGCCAAAAGCAGCCUCCAUGCCUACGCCAAAGUCUUCCCGCAGAACAACGACACAGCCUCCGUGGACAUUUACCGAGGAGGUGUCAUCCUGGGAUGCAUCUUCGGCCCCGCAGCCCUCUACAUCUGGGCUGUGGGUCUCCUGGCAGCCGGGCAGAGCUCCACCAUGACCAGCACCUACGCUGGACAGUUCGUGAUGGAGGGCUUCCUGAAAUUGCGGUGGUCUCGAUUUGCCCGCGUGCUCCUCACCCGUUCCUGCGCCAUCCUGCCCACUGUGCUCGUGGCCAUCUUCCGGGACCUGCAGGAUCUCUCUGGCCUCAAUGACCUGCUCAACGUGCUGCAGAGCCUGCUGCUGCCCUUUGCUGUCCUGCCCGUUCUCACCUUCACCAGCAUGCCUGCCCUCAUGCAUGAGUUUGCCAAUGGCCGACUGAGCAAGGCUCUGAGCUUCGGCAUCAUAGCGCUGAUCUACGCCAUCAAUCUCUACUUCGUGUUCACAUACCUGUCCAAGCUCCCUCACCCUGCUUACUGGGGCCUUGUGGCUCUGCUGGCUGUGACCUAUCUCGGCCUCACCACUUACCUGGUCUGGACUUGCUGCCUCGCCCAGGGAGCAAUGUUCCUGGCCCACAGCUCCCACCAGCGCUUCCUCUACCGACUCCAGGAGGAGGAGCGGCUGGGGAACCGGGCCGCCUCUGGAUGAACCCUCAUGAGAG
Ochotona princeps (American pika) is the source of this 1812-nucleotide messenger RNA. RefSeq names its product solute carrier family 11 member 1 (gene SLC11A1). Gene Ontology annotation, molecular function: manganese ion transmembrane transporter activity; cadmium ion transmembrane transporter activity; iron ion transmembrane transporter activity. Gene Ontology annotation, biological process: metal ion transport. Gene Ontology annotation, cellular component: plasma membrane. The transcript has 15 exons. Lineage: Eukaryota; Metazoa; Chordata; Mammalia; Lagomorpha; Ochotonidae. The coding region runs from base 162 to 1799 and encodes 545 amino acids. The record is from RefSeq and is a predicted model, not a curated record.